Corticium candelabrum is the source of this 956-nucleotide messenger RNA. RefSeq lists its product as uncharacterized. Gene Ontology annotation, cellular component: protein phosphatase type 1 complex. The transcript has 2 exons. NCBI's taxonomy places the organism in Eukaryota, Metazoa, Porifera, Homoscleromorpha, Homosclerophorida, Plakinidae. Gene Ontology annotation, molecular function: protein phosphatase 1 binding. The coding region runs from base 213 to 956 and encodes 247 amino acids. The record is from RefSeq and is a predicted model, not a curated record.
CGGGGGUUGUGGGUUCGAGUCCCACCGAGGACGCACGUUUCUUUUGGCAUCCUCUCGUUCUUUAGGUCUCCUUUUAUUUUUCCGCGCACGUCACGUUAAGCACUCCUCGACGUCUCUUGUAAUGUACGUACACGUAUAACCGGUCAAAUUAUGACGUCACUUGUCAAACGUCAUGACGUGGUAACGUGAAGAUUUCGUUUUGGAGAGGAAAUAUGUUCCGUCUAACUUACCUCUUUGCCUCCCUUGUCCAAUAUCUGGUCAGUUGGUUCACGACCGUGUCUGCCGGAAAGACGACCAGUGGAGAUCAAAAUCGACCGAAACAAAAUUCAAAUUUUACGAGAAAUUCUGGGGAUUCUGUUCCACAAGACUUCGGCCAGUCAGAUUCGAUUGCCAACAGCGAUAUGAGUUUACAAAAUCGGAGUUCAGAGAGACAUGGGCAUGCUGUACCUACUAGUGAAAUUGAUUCACCAGCUCUGAAAAGGCAACCGGCAGUCACUCACAUAUCGAGCCAUCUUGCUCUCGGACAUCCACAAGCGGCCUGUUAUGGCACAAUAUCGGUCGAGAUGGCCACACAAAAUAUACUGAAGAUUAUCGUCGUGCCACUGGACAGUGAGGACACAUACAGCAGACAGGUUACAGUACGAAUCAGUUGGGACAACUGGAUAUCAUUCAGUGACGUCACUGCUACGUGGCAUCACCAUUCCGAGAUCAACUCGGACUCGAAUUGUUUCAUAGCAGUCAUACCGAUACCGUAUGGCCAACCCCAGGAGGACUCGGUUAUCCAGUUUGCUGUUCGGUAUGUCAACGAUGAUGUAGAAGACUGGGACAACAACGACUAUCACAAUUACGAACUAAAAUGGAUCAAUGAGCCGAUCGAGAUCAAAACGGUCAAGUUGACAAUGAAGAACAAACCAGUCAGGGCAGAUGAGAAUAUAAGUUGCAAACCGAUCAUAUAA